AUGGUGGUUAUCAAGGAGCUCAUUCUUCUUACCAUCAUUGUGGGCUCGGGGCUUGUCUCAGCUCUACCCCCCACUAAGAUUGGUACGACCAAGACCAACCAUGGAGAUGUCCCGGUACUGGGAAAGGGACGGGCUUCACUCCAGCAGGUUCGAAACCCACACUACCGCUUCAAUGGCGCCCGUGCGAUUUAUCGGACCUACCUCAAGUAUGGUGUUCAACCCCCUGACUACCUGAUCGAGGCAGUCGCCAAAACGGAUGCUCUCAAUACAGCAGCCGAGGGAAAGCGAGACACUGGCAGUGCCGCCGCAAUUCCUGUUAACCCAAACUACGACAUUGCAUAUGUCACUCCAGUAAGCAUUGGGACUCCUCCCCAAACCCUCCACCUGGACUUUGACACGGGCUCGUCCGACCUCUGGGUGUUCUCAAGCCAUCUGCCCGCAUCUCAGAUCAGGGGCCAGACCAUCUACGUUCCUGCCAACUCUAGUACGGCAAAGCUCCUGGCUGAUCACACAUGGAGCAUCACAUAUGGCGAUGGCUCGGCAUCUAGGGGCAACGUCUAUGUCGAUAACUUCACAGUGGGAGGGUUGACGGUCGAGAACCAGGCAGUCCAAUGUGCCUUGCAAGUCUCUACAUCAUUCACUCGCGAAUCCAACAUCGAUGGGCUUGUUGGAUUGGGGUUCAGCACGUUAAAUACUGUGGUUCCCAAGAGUCAGCUCACCUUUUUUGAUAACGCAAAACCGCACAUGGAUGAGCCAGUAUUUACCGCAGACUUGAAAUGGAAGUCAGAGGGUACAUACGACUUCGGCUUCAUUGACGAAAAGAAGUACACUGGGAAGAUUACCUAUGUACCUGUGAACACAUCUCCCGGGUAUUGGACAUUUACAAGCUCGGGCUACGCUGUUGGUUCGGGUAACUUCAGCGCCACGUCUAUUGUCGGUAUUGCUGAUACGGGCACUUCGUUGGUGUACUUGCCUCCCUCGAUCCUCACAGCCUACUAUCGUCAAGUGGAGGGUGCUACCAGCAGCCGCACAUACGGCGGCUAUGUGUUCCCCUGCAACUCAAAGCUGCCGUCCUUCACGUUUGGCAUUGGCGAAGCACGAAUCACCAUUCCUUCGUCAUACAUCAGCUAUGCUCCUGUCACAGCGGGCUCCUCAACCUGCUUUGGCGGGCUCCAGAGUAGCAGCUCUUUGGGAAUCAAUAUCUGGGGCGAUGUGGCCCUGAAAGCGGCCUUUGUGGUGUUUCACGGCGGAAACCCGCCGACCAUCGGCUGGGCAAAGAAGCCAUUGGAAAGUUAA
Thermochaetoides thermophila DSM 1495 is the source of this 1296-nucleotide messenger RNA. RefSeq names its product aspartic-type endopeptidase-like protein. The record is from RefSeq and is a predicted model, not a curated record. Gene Ontology annotation, biological process: proteolysis. Bases 1 to 1296 code for a protein of 431 amino acids. Gene Ontology annotation, molecular function: aspartic-type endopeptidase activity. The transcript is spliced from 2 exons. NCBI's taxonomy places the organism in Eukaryota, Fungi, Ascomycota, Sordariomycetes, Sordariales, Chaetomiaceae.